AUGACCCAGAAACACAGCCCCCAGGCCCAGCCCAGCCCCGUAGCCAACCAGCCAAGCCAAGGUAUAUCCCAGCUGGGUCAGGCACCGGGCCAGACAACCACCACCCAGGCAGGCCCAGCAACACCACCCGCUCCAGCCCAGCCAGGCCAAGUACCAGCAGCAGCCACACAGCCUACCCCAGGAGCAGGCGCCCAGCCCAGCCCAGCAGGGGCCCAGCCACCCGGCCAUCCUCCCCCGCUCUAUCUCCACGACAACAGGUAUUUAUGGUAGAGAUGGAGGAAUGCUUGACGCUAUCUGUCAGUGUCAGUCAUUACGGUCACCAGUCACAACUACAGUUAAGAGGAUGCUUUUCCUGUGCCAUUUGGGAAUGACAGAGAUAUUACAUUGCAUUUUGUGUGUGUGUGAGCGGGUGUGGCGAGCGUGAGUCUGCGUGCGUGCAUGCAUUUCCAAUUAGCGAGAGCGUGGACUUGGGUUGUAUGUGUGCAGGGUAGACGGACGUAUGCUAAGAUUGUGGAUGUUUGUAUACAUUUACGGAUGUGUGUGUGUUAUUUAAGUGGGCUUCAGCGGUUUAAGUCUCUCUUUCUCUCUCUCUCUGCUCUGUUGCGCAACACACCACUUAUCUCUGACGGCAAAGUGAAUAAUUUACCUUUAGAUAUCCUCUGUAUAAUACAUGGUGCCCAGCCGGAGGGCUUAUGUUCCCUGUCACACCCAGAGAGAGAGCUGCCUCCGUGAAGGGUUCUUGUGUGUGUGUGCCUGUGUGUGUGUGUGCUUGUGUGUAUGUCACACCCAAAGAGAGAGCUGCCUUUAUGAAGUGUGUUUGUGGGUUUAUACCUCCUGAAUAAAAGUGAAAGCUCUAUGAACAUUUUAGCAAAGGGGAAUGAUAUUGCCUUUACCUUGUGAUUCACCCAGACAGCAAACAUACAAAGUAAUCCCUACACACCUCAGACCACGGCAUAGCUACACCCAACACAUCAUGCCAAUAGUCACAGCGCUGAUCUGGGUUUGAAUCACCUGAACUCAACAUCUUAUUUAUUACUUCUGUUUAUUGUGAUGACUGAGGAAAACAGGACUGUUUAAGGAAGGAAAAUUAUUAAGUUCUUGCUGCUGGCCUUGGCAAUGAUGAGUGUGUGUGUGCGCAUGUGUGCGCGUGCGCACUUGCAUUACAUUGGGAAUAUGGUGCCAUUUGGGAUCACACUCUUUUUCAACCUCAUAUUUGUCUGUUGUCCAUAGGUCAGAGGUGAAAGCCAGGCAGGACGUGAAACCGGACAUCCGCCAGCCUCCAUUCACCGACUACCAGCAGCCCCCCAUCGACUACCGGCACCCUCCUGUGGCUGAUUACCGGCAGCCGCCCACUCUGGACUACCUGCACCCUCCUCCCCUCAUCGACUACAGACAACACUCGACAACCCUUGCUGCACAGUUCCCUCUAGCACAGUUUCCCCCAGACUUCAGACCACAGGUAAGCCUGCACAUCCCAUAAACCACUACUACGGUACACACCACAUGUACGACUACAUACCCCAGAAUUCCCUAGUACAAACAACACUCAAAAGCUGCACAGCUUUCACUGGUGCAGUUCCACCCGGACUUCAGACCACAGAUAAGACUGCAUAUCCUAGAAUCCCCUACUAAACAUCACAGUUGAGACUACAUAUCCGAGAAUCCCCUAUUUCAGAAAAAACUCAGUGGACAGACAGUUCCCUUUAGGGCAGUUCCCCCAGACUUCAGACCACAGGUAAGUCUGUGCAUCCCAGAAUCCUCUACUGGACACCACAGGUAAGACAACAUACCCAGAAUCCCAUAUUACAGACAGCAUGUAAAACUACACAUCCCAGACUAGAGACAGGUUAUAGGUUGGCUAUAUAUUUUAUGACUGUUGCUUCUUGGUUGUGUGUUGUGCACAGGACUUUGACUACUUCACGGUAGAGCUGGAGAAGAGUGUGAAGGGUUUUGGCUUCAGUCUCCGUGGGGGACGGGAGUACAAGAUGGAUCUGUUUGUUUUGCGGCUCGCUGAGGACGGGCCAGCCAUCCGCAAUGGCAGAAUGAGGGUGAGGGACAGCACUUCCUGUCCUGACUGCAACGCAGUAACAUUAUUUUCCAACCCAAUAGUGAUGCAGUACUUCAUACAGUUUGACCUCUCUCUUUUGCUCUCUCUCAGGUGGGGGAUCAAAUCAUUGAGAUAAAUGGGGACAGUACUCGGGACAUGACUCAUGCCCGGGCCAUCGAGUUGAUCAAGGCGGGGUGCAGGCGGGUGAGACUGUUGCUGAAGAGAGGCACGGGACAGGUGCCUGAGUAUGGUGGGUCUCCCCCAAAUAAACCUCCAUCUUUAUUUUUCUCUCUUUUUCCCUCUAUCGCUUUAUAAUUUUUCUCUCUCUUUGAUUAUAUCUUUCUCUCUCAAUCUUUCUUUUUGGUUGACUAUCUCUCUCUUUUGCUAGUUUUUUUUUAUUUCUCUCUUGUUCCCUUUCAUCAUCGCUCACUCUCUCUUUCUCUGUUUCUCUCUCUUUCUCUCUCUCUCAAUUUCAAUUCAAUUCAAAGGGCUUUAUUGGCAUGGGAAACAUAUGUUUACAUUUGUGAAAUAUAUAAUAAACAAAAGUGAAAUAAACAAUAAAAAAUGAACAGUAAACAUUACACUCACAAAAGUUCCAAAGGAAUAUAGACAUUUCAAAUGUGAUAUUAUGGCUAUAUACAGUGUUGUAACGAUGUGCAAAUAGUUGCAGUACAAAAGGGUAAAUAAAUAAACAUAAAUAUGGGUUGUAUUUACAAUGGUGUUUGUUCUUCACUGGUUGCCCUUUUCUUGUGACAACAGGUCACACAUAUUGCUGCUGUGAUGGCACACUGUGGUAUUUCACCCAAUAGAUAUGGGAGUUAAUCAAAAUUGGAUUUGUUUUCGAAUUCUUUGUGGGUCUGUGUAAUCUGAGGGAAAUAUGUGACCGAACCAGCUUGAUUCUGUGAUGAGUGUGAUAGAAGGAGUCAGGUGCAGGAGGGUAAAUCACCGAAUCCAGAGUUUAUUCCAUCGUACAUAAAUAGCACUGGAUAGCGACAAGCGAAACAGGCACAGGGGAAAUAUCUACCCCGGCAAUAAUAAGGUACAAGUAGCUCCACCGAGCUACACUACUCUCGAAAUAUAAACAAUCACCCACAAGGACAAGGGGGGCAUAGGGAACACUUAUACACGGACUAAUGAGGGAUAAGAACCAGGUUUGUGUGUGAUUGACAAGACAAGACAAAUGGAAUGAUGAAUAAUGGAGCGGCAGUGGCUCCAGAAGCGCGCCGACCCCGGCCUCGGGGACGGCCAGGAGGAUGCAGAGCAGUGCGAGCCGGAUGGUGACGGUGGAAAUCCCGCAACAGGGAGGGAUCGAGGAUAUCCCUCACCGGGACCCAGCACCGUUCCUCCGGACCGUACCCCUCCCACUCCACGAGGUACUGAAGGCCCCCCACCCGACGCCUCGAAUCCAGGAUGGAACGGACAGAGUACGCCGGGGUCCCCUCGAUAUCCAGAGGAGGUGGAGGAACCUCCCGCACCUCAGACUCCUGGAGCGGACCAACCAUCACCGGCCUGAGGAGAGACACAUGAAACGAGGGGUUAAUACGGUAAUCAGGGGGAAGUAAUAACCUAUAAGUGACCUCGUUGAUUCUCCUCAGGACUUUGAACGGCCCUAUAAUUCGCAGGCUCAGCUUCCGGCAGGGCAUGCGGAGGGGCAGAUUCCGGGUCGAGAGCCAGACCAGAUCCCCCGGUACGAAGACCGGGGCCUCACUGCGGUGACAGUCAGUGUUGGCCUUCUGACGAUGCACGGCGCGCUGGAGGUGAACGUGGGCAGCGUCCCACGUCUCCUUCGCGCGCCGAAACCAGUCAUCCACCGCAGGAGCCUCGGUCUGGCUCUGGUGCCACGGUGCCAGAACCGGUUGGUAACCUAAAACACAUUGAAAAAGCGUUAGGUUAGUAGAGGAGUGGCAGAGAGAGUUCUGGGCAUAUUCUGCCCAUGGCAAGAACACCGACCACUCCCCCGGCCGGUCCUGGCAGUAGGACCGCAGGAACCUACCCACAUCCUGAUUUACCCGUUCCACCUGCCCAUUUGACUCGGAGUGGAACCCAGAGGUCAGGCUGACCGAGACCCCCAGACUUCCAUGAACACCUUCCAAACCUUGGACGUGAACUGGGGACCUCGGUCGGACACUAUAUCCUCUGGCACCCCGAAGUGCCGGAAGACGUUAGUAAACAGGUCCUCCGCAGUCUGCAGGGCCGUGGGGAGACUGGGCAGAGGAAGGAGGAGGCAGGACUUGGAAAAGCGGUCCACAACGACCAGGAUGGUGGUGUUACCUUGGGAGAGGGGAAGAUCAGUCAGGAAAUCAACACUUAGGUGAGACCAUGGUCGUAGUGGAACUGGUAAGGGUUGUAACUUACCCGCUGGGAGGUGCCUAGGUGCCUUACUCUGGGCGCACACCGAGCAGGAGGAGACGUACACCCUCACGUCCUUAGCCAAGGUAGGCCACCAGUACUUUCCAAUCAGACAGCACACUGUACGACCGAUACCUGGGUGACCAGAGGAUGGUGACGUGGGUGCCGAGAAGAUCAGACGAUCAGGGAUAAGAGCAGGCACAUACCGCAGCCCAGCUGGACACUUGAGGUGGAGAUGGAUCUGUGCGUAAUGCCUGCUCUAUAUCCGCGUCCAUCGCCCAUACUACCGGCGCCACAAUGAAGGUGGCCGGGAGUAUGGGGGUGUUGUCUCUGGGCCUCUCCUCUUUGUCAUACAGCCGGGACAGUGCGUAUGCCUUCACGUUCUUCGUACCCGGAAUGUAUGACAGUGUAAAAUCAAACCGGGUGAAGAAUAGGUCCCACCUGGCCUGGCGAGGAUUCAGCCUCCUUGCUGCCUGGAUGUACUCCAGGUUACGGUGGUCCGUCCAGAUGAGGAAAGGGUGUUUCACCCCUUCAAGCCAAUGCCUCCACACAGUCAAAGCUUGGACAACAGCCAACAGCUCCCGAUCACCAACGUUGUAGUUCUGCUCCGACGGGCUGAGCUUCUUAGAGAAGAAGGCACAGGGGCGGAGCUUGGGUGGCGUGCCUGAGUUUUGGGAUAGGACAGCACCUAUCCCUACCUCGGACGCAUCUACCUCCACUACAAACAGUAGUGAUGGAUGGGGGUGGGCCAGUACCGGGGCUGAGGUGAACAGACCCCGCAGUUUGCUGAAGGCCAGGUCAGCCUCAGCAGACCAGCGGAGCCGGGACGGCCCACCCUUCAACAGGGAUGUAAUGGGAGCUGUGAUCUUGCCAAAGCCCCGGAUAAACCUCCGAUAGUAGUUGGCGAAGCCAAGGAAGAGCUGCACAUCCUUAACCGUGGUUGGAGUCGGCCAAUUACGCAUGGCUGAAAUGCGAUCUCCCUCCAUCUCCACACCUGAGGUGGUAAUGCGGUAUCUGAGGAAGGAGACAGCCUGCUGGAAAAAACAUACACUUCUCUGCCUUGGCAUGAAGGUCAUUUUCCAACAGUUGGGCCAGCACUUUGCGAACCAGGGACACAUGCUCGGCGCGCGUAGCGGAAUACACCAGAAUGUCAUCGAUGUAGACCACUACACCGCGACAAAGCAUAUCCCGAAACACCUCGUUCACAAUGGACUGGAAGACGGAUGGAGCAUUCAUCAAACCGUAGGGCAUCACCAGGUAUUCAUAAUGCCCCGUGGUUGUGCUGAAUGCUGUCUUCCACUCAUCACCCUCCCGAACAAUCACCAGGUUGUAUGCACUCCUGAGAUCUAAUUUGGUGAAGAAGCGCACCCCAUGCAUUGACUCAAUCACUGAAGGAAUGAGGGGGAGAGGAUAACUAAAUCUUAUAGUCUCCUUGCUCAGUGAUCAAUAAUCAAUGCACGGGCGCAGACCGCCGUCUUUCUUCUUCACAAAGAAGAAUCUCGAGGAGGUGGGUGAAGUGGAGGGACGUAUAAACCCCUGGCCCAGGGACUCGGUGAUGUAUGUUUCCAUAACCUCCGUUUCAGCCUGCGACAGGGGGUACACAUGACUCCUGGGAGGUACACGUCUACCCGAAGGUUUAUCGCGCAAUCCCCUGCCCGAUGAGGUGGUAAUUUUGUCGCCUGUGUCUUAGAAAACGUGUGCGCCAGAUCAGGGGAAUGCGUACGGUGGAGGUACCGUCUGGACUUUCCACCGUGGUUGCACCAACGGAAACACCUAGACACCUACCCUGACGCUCUCGCUACCACCCCGUGAGAACCCUCUGCGGCCAUGAGAAGGUGGGGUUGUGGAGUGCUAGCCAAGGGAUACCUAAUACCACAGUGAAAGCAGGAGACUCAAUAAUCGAAAAAGUUACCUGCUCACAAUGAGUCUCCUGGGUGAUCAUGGUGACUGGUACAGGGACUUCCUUUACAAACCCGGACCCUAAUGGUCAACUAUCAAGUGAGCUGAUGGGGAGUGGAAUGGAUAGGGGAACCAAUGAAAUGCCUUGACUGCGUGAGAAUGCCCUGUCCGUAAAGUUCCCAGCCGCGCCUGAAUCGACUAGCGCCUUACUCUGGGGAACUGCCAUGUGAUCGGGAAAGUGGAUAGGUAGGGUACAGUGCGCAGCAGAGAGCUCUGAAUGAGUGUGGGUGUUCAAUACCUGGGGUGAUGCGAGAGUGCCCUGCCUGCCGCCUCCAGGCCCAAAAGAGCGUUUACUACGACGUGUGGUGUACUGUCCCUUCGUGCCACCAGAGUGGCACUAUCGCUGUCGUCCUCCACUCUCUCGGAUGGCGGCUCCACCCAGCUCCAUCAGCUCUUGAUCCAAGUCAUCCGGGGUGGAAAUGGGCAGACCCCUACCAGGAUGUCCUCUGGCUGCCUGCAGGUUGUCCAAACGGAUGGCCAUGUCCACCAGUUUCGUGAAAGACAACAUGUUGUCCUGGCAGGCUAGCUCUUGUCGGACUUCCUCCCGCAGAUGGCACCGGAAAUGGUAGAUCAGGGCCUGCACGUUCCACCAGGACCCCGCUGCCAGAGUCCGAAACUCCAACGCGAAGUCCUGCGCAGUCCUCGUCCCCUGCCUCAGGUGGACCAGCCGCUUGCCCGCCUCUCGACCCUCGGGCGGGUGAUUGAAGACCGCCCAAAAGAGGCAAGCCAACUCCCCGUAGUCCUCACACGCGGCUCCUCCUUUGUUCCAAACCACGUUGGCCCACUCCAGGGCUUUCCCCGAGAGGCAGCAAACGAGGACGGACACAUUCUCCCGCUCCGAUGGCGCCGGCCUGAUGCUGGAGAAGUAAAGCUCCAGUUGGAGGAGGAAUCCUUGGCAGAGCGCCGCCGUCCCGUCGAACGCUCGUGGUCGGGAUAUCUGGAUCCCUCCGGGUGCUGGGGUGUAGGUGGCUGGAUCCGGUUGGCCAGCUGGUCUCGACAGAUCUAGUCCUCUCCUCUCCAGGCAUUGGACGACCUGAAGAACCCGAUCUAUCACUUCCCCCAAGCUGGCCAGCAUUGUGGAAUGCUCCUGGACCAUGCCACGACUCCAGGCAUGCACUCAUCUCCCGCUGACUCCAUAGCGGGUGGGUGAAUCUGUGAUGAGUGUGAUAGGAGUCAGUUGCAGGAGGGUAAUCACCGAAUGCAGAGUUUAUUCAGUCGUACACAAAUAGCGCUGGAUAGCGACAAGCAAAACAGGCACAGGGGAAAAUCUACCCUGGCAAUACAAGGUAACGAUAGCUCCAACAAUAACAGGCACAGGGGAAAUAUCUACCCCGGCAAUAAUAAGGUAUGAGUAGCUCCACCGAGCUACACUACUCUCACAAAUAAACAAUCACCCACAAGGACAGGGGGGGCAGAGGGAACACUUAUACACGGACUAAUGAGGGGAUAAGAACCAGGUGUGUGUGAUUGACAAGACAAGACAAAUGGAAGGAUGAAUAAUGGAGCGGCAGUGGCUAGUAAGCCGGUGACGACGAACGCCGAAACCUGCCCGAACAAGGAGGGGAGGCAGCCUCAGCAGAAGACGUGACAGAUUCGGUCUUAUGUAGCAAAAUUUGAAAUUGUGUUUUUUUACAUUGGAUAAAAGUAGAGACUCGGAGCUAGAAAAUUGUAUAUCAUACACUACAGUUGAGGAAAUUUGAUCUGGAGUGCCAGAGUGUGCUCAGAUCAAAGCGUUUCACUCUCGGAGCGUUCAGAGUGCACACUGGACGCUCUGGCCAAGGAGUAGGAUUGAUCCGAGCGUUCUGACCUAACAACAGCACUCAAGCACCCAAGCUAACUGGCUAUAACGUUGGCUAGCUUGCUAGCUAAUUCCAGACACAAAUGAGGGAACAGCUCACUCUGACCAUUUUACUCGCCCUAGCAGAGCUGGUUAGGCUGUUUUUAUGUUAUCCAGAACGUUGGUGACUGCAACUAUGCUGCUGGCAACAAUUUAAUUACGCUUUUUUUCCAACGUUUACUGACACCGGCCAUAUUCAACGGGUGUUGAGCGUUCGUAAAUUCAUCAGUUAUUCUGAAUUUACCAGCUACGUCUAUCGACAGUUGUCGAAGUGACAUCAUGAACAUUCUAUUGAAAUGGUUACUUGCAUAGUUGAGUCUUUUGUUUAGACAUGUUCUAGCUAG
Messenger RNA from Coregonus sp. 'balchen', 8536 nucleotides. NCBI's taxonomy places the organism in Eukaryota, Metazoa, Chordata, Actinopteri, Salmoniformes, Salmonidae. The record is from the annotation of a GenBank genome assembly.